GAUUACGAAGAAGAUACUGAAGGUACAAGCCUGGCUGUUGAAUCAAAGAGUGUCACGACAGAUAAUGUUAUAGCAGAUAAAUCCAAUUUUGACAUAGAAUUGAAUCCGUUCUUGUUUAAUGAUACUAGCUUUAAUCAAGCACGCUGUAAUAUAGCAUUGUCCUUGGCAGCUGAUCUAGAAUCUGAGAAUGAUGAAAAUGAGUAUCUUGUUCAGAGUAAUAUUGAUGCCAAUAUGAAACUUAAUAAACAAUUGUCAGCUUGUCCAGUUCUGGAUAUUAUCGAUAGCGAUAUUAAAUGUUGUGGAAGUUAUUCACAGGUACAAAGACUGCUUGCACAACUUGUCGAAGUAUGGGAAAUAGAUUCUGAGAUUUUUUAA
Molecule: messenger RNA, 375 nt
Organism: Dentiscutata heterogama
Lineage: Eukaryota; Fungi; Glomeromycota; Glomeromycetes; Diversisporales; Gigasporaceae
Source: the annotation of a GenBank genome assembly